Messenger RNA from Columba livia (rock pigeon), 6936 nucleotides. RefSeq names its product adhesion G protein-coupled receptor D1 (gene ADGRD1). The coding region runs from base 998 to 3421 and encodes 807 amino acids. Gene Ontology annotation, molecular function: G protein-coupled receptor activity. The transcript is spliced from 26 exons. Gene Ontology annotation, biological process: cell surface receptor signaling pathway; adenylate cyclase-activating G protein-coupled receptor signaling pathway. The record is from RefSeq and is a predicted model, not a curated record. Lineage: Eukaryota; Metazoa; Chordata; Aves; Columbiformes; Columbidae. Gene Ontology annotation, cellular component: plasma membrane.
UGCUGGCCGGCGUUAGGACCCAGCGGAGGCAGCACAGCGCCAUAUAAAUAGAGUCCCAGAAUGGGACAAAGUUUGAGAAGAAAGGAUGACGCCAUCCCCCAGCUGCUCCCCACCCAAAAGGGUCUGGAUGGAGGUGCAAACGUGAGCGGGACGGCGAGGAGGGAGCAGCUUGUCCAGCCCCGUUCCUGGGGAAAUCGUGAGGUCUGUGCCCUGUGUGCUCUAAGGAAGCUCAUUUUCUUGCUGGCAAAACUAAAACUGGCUUCGGAUCUCCUGCAGCGCAAAUGUAAUUGAAAGGAAAAGACAACCAUAGGAAGAAAGCCGAAAACAAAAUCUUUUUGGCACAGAUCGUAACAAACUUUUUGACUCCUUUCCACGGAGCAGAACAACUUUCGGAUCUGAUGCGCUUCUUUUAACUUUCCUCCAGUCGCGGUGAUUUAUUAAUAGCUAAAUGAAGAGAUCAAAGUGUGAAGCAAGCAAAUACUACUCAAAGGCUCUGGAAGGAUAUUUUCUCAUCCCUGAAGGAAUGGACUUUUUGUACCUGCAUGGAAAAUGUCCUUUUUCACACAGAAAGUAGCAAAAGAAACCUUAUGACUGCAAUCUUGCAGGAAUUUGAUUUGAGUUGUACUUUUAACCUUAGAUACACCAUGGAGAAUUUGUUAUCUCUGCUCUGUUGUUGUUAUUCUUUGCUGGUUUUCUUUCAGUACAAAUAUCAGGUGUCUGGAAACUCUUCCCAGCUACCCAAACACCCAGGGUUCAAAGUUCUCGCCUCAGCUUCCCAUUACUGGCCGCUGGAAGAUGUGGAUGGAAUUCAUGAGUUUCGGGAUACGAAUGGAGGUAGACAAAGGAUUCCUUGACAAUGGCAAUAACAUAAGUAUUUGUGUCAGUCUCUCUAAGAAUCCACAACUUCACUGUGCUUCCUUCCCAUAACUCUACCUUUGUAUAUACCAAUGACUCUGCCUACUCUAACUUCUCUGCAACUGUAGAUAUUGUAGAAGGAAUGGUGAACAAAGGAAUUUACGUCACUGAAAAGAAAGGCGUUACCUUUCUCUUCUUCGGAAGCUAUCAAAACUCUUGCAUUAGUAAUCCAGAAGUUUGUGGACCUGAAGGAGUAACGUUUUCGUUUUUCUGGAAGACUCAAGACCGGCAGGCCAAGUUUCUCCCUGCCUCUGGUGGACAAGUCAUCUCCAGUGGCUUCAAAAUCUGUUCAAACGAAGGCGAAGGCUCGGUGGAAUUCUACACCCGUGGAAGCGCGAUGAUGAAGUGGAAAGCAAGCUUUAGUCCCCCAGGUCCUUAUUGGACUCAUAUUCUCUUUACCUGGAAAUUGAGAGAAGGACUGAAAGUCUAUGUCAAUGGGACCCUGAACACCACUGAUCCAGACGGGAAGGUUUUCUAUGAUUACGGAGACCCCAGUGCGAAUCUGCUGACGGGGACCGAGGGGGAUCAAACCAAGCGCUACGUGAAUGGGGCGUUUGAUGAAUUCAUCAUAUGGGAACGGGCCCUCACCCCCAGUGAGAUCGAGCAGUACUUUACCGCUGCUAUCGGUGUGCAGGUUUUGCUUUCGUCGACACUCCCAUGGUCUGUGAUGACGAGCACCACGAGCCCUGCGGUCUCUACGAACGCCUACCGGCCCAUCAUCACCAACCUGACCGAGGAGCGAGGGAACUUCCACUCCCCACACGUCAUGCUGGGCUACCUGGAGAACGUGUCCCUCAGCCUGCCCAACAAAUCGCUGUCGGAAAGCACGGCGCUCAGCCUCACCGAGGCAUUUUUAAAAGUUAUUGAAGACUUUCUGUUACUGCUCAACUGGAUCGAUGUACCGGAGAGCGCUCAUAUAUUUGGAAGUUUAAUUCAGACUAUUGACAGUGUGAUGGCUCAUAUGACGUGCAACCUGGACGAAAACUCAUUGCCUUUAACUGUGGAGGGCAUGUCAUCUGUGGCAGAUUACAGCUUGGUCAAAAUGCGUCCUCAGACCCUGAAUUUGUCCCAUUAUCGAUUUCCAUCUCGAGGACACAGUUAUAUUUCCAUUCCCAGUGAAGCUUUUCAUGAAAAAGCUUGGAUCACCAUCAUCGGCCUGCUUUACCAUAACAUGCAUUAUUUCUUCCAUACUAUCAACCCUAUGGAUACAAAGAUUGCUGAAGCUGCUGCCCACAGAGGUUACAUGAUCUCAGUGACCAGUUUCCUUAUCUCCAUCAAGGUGGAACCUCUACCCAGGCUGUCUCACAAUCUCUCAGGAUCUCCCCUGAUCACCAUCCAGCUCACCCACAGACUGACUCCCAAACAAUACAGCCAAGCGCUAAACAAGAGUAACAGAGUUCAUCUUUACUGUGCAUUUCUGGACUAUAGCAAUGGAACGGGCGUCUGGUCUAACAAAGGUUGUGUACGAGAGAGCGGGGACCUCAACCACUCAGUGUGUCUUUGUAACCAUCUCACCAACUUCGCCAUUCUGAUGCAAGUGGUGCCUCUGAAGCUAACAAGAGAACACCAGGUGGCCCUCUCCUCCAUCACUUACAUUGGCUGCGCUCUGUCCAUCUUCUGCUUGACGAUCACCCUGGUCACAUUUGCUAUAUUGUCGUCAGUCAGCACCAUCCGCAACCAGCGCUACCACAUCCAUGCCAACCUGUCCUUUGCUGUCCUGGUGGCCCAGAUCCUGCUUCUCACCAGCUUUCAGUUCAGCCCUGGGACGGUGCCUUGCAAGAUCUUGGCCAUUCUCCUUCAUUUUUUCUUCCUGAGUGCGUUUGCAUGGAUGCUGGUGGAAGGGUUUCAUCUUUACAGCAUGGUGAUCAAAGUGUUCGGGUCAGAAGAGAGCAAGCACUUCUAUUAUUACGGAAUUGGAUGGGGCUGCCCACUGCUGAUUUGUGUGAUUUCUACAGCAUCGUCCCAGGACAGCUAUGGGGAAAGUGGCAACUGCUGGCUUUCACUGGAGAAUGGAGCAAUCUGGGCUUUUGUGGCGCCGGCGUUGUUUGUCAUUCUGGUCAACAUUGGCAUCCUCAUCGCCGUCACGAGAGUCAUCUCGAGAAUCAGUGCCGAAAACUACAAGGUCCACGGAGAUGCCAAUGCCUUCAAACUCACAGCUAAAGCCGUCGCUGUUCUCUUACCCAUCUUGGGAAGCUCGUGGAUCUUUGGGAUUUUGGCCGUCAAUGCCCAUGCCUUAGUAUUUCAGUAUAUAUUUGCUGUUUUCAAUUCGCUACAAGGAUUUUUCAUGUUCCUGUUCCACUGCCUUCUGAAUUCAGAGGUCAGAGCUGCCUUUAAGCACAAAACCAAAGUCUGGUCCCUCACCAGCAGCUCGACCCGCAACAUCAACGUGAAACCCUUCCAUUCAGACAUUAUGACUGGGACCAGGCCGGCCACAACCCCCACCAAGCUCAACACCUGGGACAAGAGCAGCAAUUCAGGCAACCGCAUUGAUUUAUCAGCAGUGUGACGGCAGCACCAGCUUCGCCCUGGAAAUCGAGCCGUACGUCCAGGACCCUGACGCAGUGUCACCGUUGGUCUUCUUUCUUCUCACCAUUCAUACCAGCAGAAAACUGCUUUUUAAUCACUGCCUAAGAACUUGGAAAUCGCCAUAUUGGGGUUUUUUGAGUAAAUAGCCCUCAUUCGCUUGCCUUCAAAACCGUAACACAUUCUACCACUUGGCCAUUAGCAAUAUCUGUAAAACUAACUAGCACAAGUAUACACUGGAUGGUUUUGUCAGCAACGAUGAAAACACUAGGUACGCAGAAAGGGCAAUAAGCUAUCGGAAUCAUUCCAGCUCCCAGCACCGAGAGGCAACGAACCUCUGGAAAGAUGGACUUUUAUGCUCUAAAAUAACAUUCUUCCCAUUGUGAUGUUGUAAUGGGGCUAUUCUGGUCUUGCUGUGUGCUCUCUGUUUACAUUUAUUACUUACAGAUCCAAUUAUCAAAGUGAAACCUAUUCAAAAUACAUAGCACGGUGAUUAAUUGAGAUGCUACGAGGAAGCCAGAACUGGAGGGAGAAGUGGGUUCCAGCUACUCAGGUCUCAGCUCGGCCGUGGGAUCAGCCAAGGUAACAUGCACGUAUGUCUCUGUGUACAUAAAUAGUGUAUGUAACAGGUAAAACAGGUAUGUGGCCCAUUAGUAUUUUAGAUAUUCCUGUUUACAUUGUAUCUGCAAAAGGCAGAAACAGCCAAGGGUGUCCUAUAGCUAUCCAAAGCAUUUCUAUCGCUGAUUUGUGUCUGCUGACAUAUCACAAUGCAAAGUGUUUGUGCUGCUUUGCCCGAAGCUUUUGGAUGCAAUCAGCAGCUGCCCAUCAAGCGCAUGUUGCAAACGCGCUGUAGCUUUUGGAAACCAAAACCUGGCACUGUGACUUAUCUUCCUCCUUUUACUGGUCGAACGCAGACACUGAAUUCCAACCUCAAAUACAUAACACAACGAUAUACUGUGAAGACAGCCAGACUACAAAUAAGCCUAUGCAUUGUUACCUACAGACAUCUUUUAAAUAGGUCUCUGCAGAGCCUUUUGUGGUUUUAAACUCUGCUCAGCACUUAAUAGCUUCUGCUUUAGUACUGCUAUGAGUAUCUGUAAGGAGAAAAAACCAACACUGUAAUUUUUCUUUUGACCAGUGUUCUGUACGUUCUCAGAGCGACAUUUGGAGCGCAGGGGGGGUAAUCUCAGCUGUGCCCACGAUGCACCUUUCCCGCUGGGGGUGAAGCUGAAUGUAAAGCUGGGAGGUCAGAGCCCUAAACCUGUGUCUUGCUCCAGGAUUUACAGCAUCCGGGGGCUCCGGAACCCUUUCCAGAGACGAGUCCCCUUGGCCGAUGCUGUUGCAGCCGUGUCUGCGCGUCCCGGCUCCUCCUGUUUGCAGUCUGGCCACCAGCCCAGGUGUACUGGUUUGCAGGAACCAGCAAGGUAACUGUAUUGGCUUUCCCGAUACACCGGGCUAUCAAACACUACAAAAAGAGGUGAACAUGCAAAUCUUCAGUCUUGUUUUCUGGUGGUUUGGGGUUUUCUCUGUUUGUUUUUCCCCCUUAACUAAAGGUCUGUACCUUCAUCAGCUCAGACUGUUUCUGGUCCCAGUGAAUCUUGCAAGAUAUCUACUACUGAUUUCCAAGAGAAAAGCUAUUUGCACCCUAAUGUGCAGGGUGGAAAUAAUUGUUUAUUAGAUAGCAAAUUUGUAAAAAAACCCAACAAGAUAAAAGUAAAUUGAUCUUUAGGUAACAGGAAACAUUAGUUAAUUAGGACUGAUUUUAGUGAAGUGCUUCAUCCAAAAGAAGCGGAGUUGAAAGUUUAGAAAACAGUAAUGCGCUUCAUUUUUUAUUGAUUUAAAGAGAGUUUUCUCCGUGUUCCCUUCCUGCACUAAUUAACAACGAUCUGUUCCAGUUUGGGCCAAUCUUUUCCACCUCCUGUGCCAAGACCCGUUGGUACAGUCACCAAACUGAAACCCCACAACGCGCCCAAGUUUGUCUGUGGCUACAAAUGGAAACAUCCUACAGAAAUUCUCUUAGUUUCAGCAGCUAGAUGCUGGAUUUAUGCGUGACCAGAGCAGCACACGACAUGCUGCGUGAAAUGCAUGCAUGUGUGAAAUAUAUAGGCGUCUAUGCUUGUGUUUGCUAUUGCUAAAUAACAAGUUGUUGACAGAUAACUUUAAAAGGCAGGUCAGUAAAAGCCAAAUAUCUAAGUGGCUAUGUCUUUAUUUUGGCUUUUGUACAUGGCGUUUCCUGAGCCUUUGCUACAUGGGACUGUCUUCCAGCUGUGCAAACAUCUGGGCUGUUCUUGGCCUAAGAAUUCGGAUGUUUUUUCUUUCCCCCAAAAGACACAGUAGAAGGAGCCCUUGGAAUGUAUGGAAGGGACUGUAAUAGAACAGUACUGUGACAACAGCCUUCGGUGUUUGUGUUGUGCUCAGACAAUGUAUUUAAGCAUAUUUUUUAUACUGGAGCGUGUGGGUUUGUGUUGUGGGGGUUUGUGUUGUGGGGUUUGUGGGGUGGGGUUGUUGUUGGUGGUGGUUUUUUUCUUACACUGUGACCAUGGAUAUAGGUUGAAACCCUUUAUGAUCAUUUCUCUUCUAGUCAUUGUAUUAUAGCACAAACAGUUCUGUGAAUGAGUGAUAGGACAUAUAAACACUUUUUAAAAAAAAAAAAUCUUAAUUUUUAAGAAUAUUUCCCUCUACAGCGUUUUCAUUGCCUGUAUUUCCUCCUGUGCUGAUGUAUAUUGGUCAGCUAUGUCACUACCCGAGGUCCAUUUGAAAACACACAUGCGACAUACACGUGACAGUACAGAAAACCAGUAGCAUAAAGGGCUAAAUCUGUUUUUGUCCAGGUAUCCUGUGUUUUACAAUUGUCCUCCAAAAAUAGGAACAGUGUGAAAACGUUUUUGGUUCUGUACUUUGGACUGUGACACAGAUGGAUCAUAAGCUGGGGGAGCAUUUAUUAUGCUGUAUCUACCGAGACCAACGUGGGCAACCUGCGCCCCACACGUUGCCUUCUGAACGUUCCCGGUGAUGAAGAGUUGAUCUUGUUGUUGAUGUCACGCGAGGUCGGGAGCCAGAACGUGUCUGUAAUAUUAGGCUGGGUAUGAGGUUUCUUUCGUUUUUUAUAAGCUAGUAAAAAACCGUGAAGUACAAAUGUGUUCCAUUGCCAUCCAAGUCCAUUCUUUUUGUUUGAUUCAAUGUAUUUUGUUGAUAGCGAAUGCAGCAAAUGUACUGAAUAAGAAAAGCUCAAAUGAAUCUUCCAACAAUCUCUUCUUGUCCUCAGUCUUUUGAAGCCUGAAAAUCUUGCCGUUUAUUUAUGGGCUUGUAUAUAGCAGCUUUUGCAGUAUUGUUUUUCAGGACAGCAUCAUUUCGUCAGUGGUAUGAAAUCUUAAUUGAAUGAGAUGUGAGUUUUAAAAUAGGUAAUGUAGCAAGAAUGACUUUGCCAGUAAGUAAUAAAAUGAUUGAGUUUUGUUGGUUUUUUCCUCCAAAUAAAUAAGAAAUCUUAAUUUCCUAAAA